Medioppia subpectinata is the source of this 822-nucleotide messenger RNA. The record is from the annotation of a GenBank genome assembly. Lineage: Eukaryota; Metazoa; Arthropoda; Arachnida; Sarcoptiformes; Oppiidae.
AUGACACUUAAAGUGUUAUUCGUGCCGCUCUUAUUGGACGGUCACGUAAAUCCCUGUAUAGGUAUUGCCAAACAAUUGCUGGCCGACGGACACCGCGUGUUGUUUACGGCGGACGACGUUUGGCGGCCAAAACUGGCCGCUCGUGGCAUCAAAACGGUAGAGUUGGCCACUAGUAAUGCUACAGAAGAUAGGACUCAAAUGAUGAUCCCUAUGGAUAUAAUUGGCGGCGCGUCGCCCAUAGAGAAGGCCCGACUCGGGGCCGGAAGGGCACAGUUUUGGACAAAACAGGCCCAGUAUUUGGACACACAGUUGGCCGGUCUGUUGCCCGCCAUUCGGCCCGAUGUUAUAAUUGUGAAUCAGUUGGUGACACUGCCAUCAGUGGUGUUGUCGGCCAUACCGUGUGUGUGGUGUUGGAGUGUCAACCCUCUCAACAUGGUCGAUGAUGAGAGGACACCGCCCACUGCGUCAGGACUGUCCGCAACGGGAGACCCAAAACUGUGGCACGAGUUUCGCCAAUUGGUUAGAGACGUGAAGAGCGAAAAGUGGCGGGCGUUUAACGAUUGGGUGGUCGGUCGGGGCUGCGAUCCACUGCCCGAACACAGCUUUCAUAACCCGUCGCGUUAUCUUCAUAUAUACGGCUACCCCUUGGAGUUGGACUUUCAGGACAUCCGGCCGUUGGUCACUACCGCCGAACCCGAGGUCGGCCGGCCAUAUAGAUUAUAUCAUUGGACUCCUUAUGUAAUGUACUUUCAUUUUAUAUUGUCAAAUCCCGAUUGCCAGCUUAGCCGGCUCCCGACAUCCUACUUUUUGACUUACAAAUAA